Iphiclides podalirius (scarce swallowtail) is the source of this 288-nucleotide messenger RNA. The record is from the annotation of a GenBank genome assembly. NCBI's taxonomy places the organism in Eukaryota, Metazoa, Arthropoda, Insecta, Lepidoptera, Papilionidae.
AUGUUUGGCGAAGCAGAUGAGACCCUGCGGGUGUUGGAAGUGCUCACGGGUGGCGAUCCCUACAUCGGAGGCGUGGCGGUGGGCGCUGGGGUGAAGUGCCCGAUCAGAGCUCACACCAAGUAUACACUGAGGAAUCUUACGGUCAACUUGGAGACUUUCCCCAACGUGUUCCCCUUUGAGAAGGGCCGCAUCAACUUCUGCUUCAACAGGACCAGCGACUGGGAGCCAAUAGCCGAGGGGGUUCUGCACUUGUCCUUCUUCAACGGCGCCAAAGGCAGGAAGCAAGGC